AUGAAAAAAGGAUUAGUUCGUCUCUGUUCUAGCCAUUUAUUAAAACAAUCAAAGUUAUUUAGCACAAACAAUCGUUUAGCUUUUAGAUUUUGCUCAGGGAAAUAAGAAAAGCAUGAAUUCAAGGCAGAAACCAAGAAAUUGCUUGACAUUGUUGCUAAAUCAAUUUACACAGAUAAGGAUGUAUUCUUGAGAGAAUUAUUGUCUAAUGCUUCAGAUGCAUUGGAAAAACAAAGAUUUUUAGCAACACAAAAGGGAGAGCAAGUUCCAUCAGAUCUAGAAAUAAAGAUCGAAUUAGAUGAAUAAAAGAGAACAAUUACAAUCGAAGUAAAUAAGUAUAUUCUAUUGAAAAGGAUUCAGGAAUAGGUAUGACAAAACAAGAAAUGAUUGAUAAUCUUGGAACAAUAGCAAGAAGUGGAUCAAAAUAAUUUUUGGAAUAAGUUGGAACAUAAAUGAAUGAUAAGAUUAUUGGUUAAUUUGGAGUUGGAUUUUAUUCAUCAUUUAUUGUUGGAGACACAGUUGAAGUUGUAAGUAAAAGUGAAAGAUCAGAUAAAACUUAUCUUUGGGUUUCAGAUGGAACUGGAACAUUUUAAAUUUCAGAAGCUAAAGAUUUUUUCUAAGGCAGAGGAACUAAAAUAACUAUUCAUCUUAAACCAGAUUAAGCUAAUUUUUGUAAAAAAACUGAAGUCUUAAAAACAAUAUAAAGAUAUUCUAAUUUUAUUAAUUAUCCAAUCAUUGUGAACGGAGAGAGAUAGAAUAUUGUGUCAGCAAUCUGGGUGAGAAAUAAGAAUGAAAUCACUCCAGAAGAUUAUAAUAAAUUCUAUGAAUACAUAUCUAAUUCUAAACUUGCAUAUAAAUACAAACUUCACUAUUCUACAGAUGCUCCCUUGUCCAUUAAAGCAUUGUUGUAUAUACCACAAACACAUAUGGAGAAGUAAAUUAGUUAUUUUUAUAUCUAGAUAUGGAAUGUAAAUGGAAGACUUUGAUAUUAGUCUUUACUGCAAAAAGAUUUUAAUAAAGAAAAAUUGUAGAGAACUUUUACCACAUUUUCUGAGAUUUGUUAAAGGUGUUGUAGAUUGUGAAGAUCUCCCCUUAAACAUUUCAAGAGAAGGAUAUCAAGACUCAGCUUUGAUUGCUAAACUCAAAUCUGUAGUCGCCAAGAGAGUCAUCAAAGAAAUUGAAUCAGAAGCUAACAGAGAUCCAGCUAACUAUCUUUCUUGGUAUCAUGACUUUUAAAACUUCAUUAAAGAAGGAGUUGCCAUGGAUGAUGAACAUAGAAACUAAAUGACUAAGUUAUUAAGAUUCUAAACUAAUAAAUCAGAGGACUUUAUUUCUUUAGAUGAUUACAUUUCCAAAUUACCUUAAGGCAUCAACAAUAUAUAUUACUAUCUUGCUCCAACAAGACAAUAAGCCUUGACAUCACCAUAUAUGGAACCUUUUGCAAAUUCAGAAAUUCCAGUCAUCUUGACUAUGAAUCAUAUGGAUGAAGUUGUAUUCAAAUAGAUCAAUGAAUACUCAUCGAAGAAAUUUGUUAAUAUUGAAAGUGAUCAAGCUGAAGUUGAUAAGGUUGCUUAAAAAUCAAGUGAAGAAAAAGAUAAAAAUGAAGAAAUCAAUGUUGAAACAAAUAUACCUAAUGAUGAAAUCACACCUUUCUGUUUAUGGUUGAAGAAUGAAUUGAAUCCAAUUAUCUCUUAGGUGUAGGUCUCAAAAAGAUUAAAGACUUCUCCAGCCAUAAUUGUUUCUGCUAUUUCAUCAGGUAUGAGACAAGUCAUGCAUGCCAUGGGGCAAUCAACUGUAUAAUUAUUUAUUAACUAUGAUCUAGGAUGACUUGAAAAACUUGACCCUAGAAAUUAAUGUCCAUAAUCCAAUCAUUAUCAAUUUAAAUAAGGUCAGAAAAUCUAACAGAGUUAUAGCAUCUUUAGCAAGUAAGUAAAUUUUGGAUGGUUGUCUCUUGGCUUCUGGACUUUUAAGAGAUCCAAAGGAGGUUGUGGAAAGACAACACAAAAUUUUGAAUGUCUUAUUGACUUCUGAAAUGUAUACAUACAUAAAAUCUUAUAAUAGAAAUACACCAAUAGUUGAAGAAGUAGGAGCAUAUAGAGAGGAAGCUGUCAAGUAAAAAGAUAGUAAUACUUAAAAAGAAGACUUAGAAACUGAAAUUAUUAUCGACAGUGAUGGAAAUCCUUAAGUUGUUAAAAAGAAUAAAAAAUGA
Molecule: messenger RNA, 2206 nt
Organism: Paramecium sonneborni
Lineage: Eukaryota; Ciliophora; Oligohymenophorea; Peniculida; Parameciidae
Source: the annotation of a GenBank genome assembly